UCUACGUCUGCAUGAUCUCCUCCGCGCACAACGUGGCGGUGCAGGGGAAGUACAUCGCCAUCGCCAGCACUACCGUGGAGACCGCGGACCCGGAGAAGGAAAUCAAGCCGGCCUUGGACCUCUUGGAGCCCAUUGAGCAGAAGUUCGUCAGCAUCAGCGACCUGUUCGCGCCGACCGACCUGGGAACCGAAAGCCAGAUCUUCAUUUCUCGCACCUAUGACGCCACCACCCACUUCGAGACGACGUGCGAUGACAUCAAAGAUAUUUAUAAGAGGAUGAUGGGCUCAGAGUUCGACUUCGAAGAGAUGAAACGCAAGAAGAACGAUAUCUACGGGGAGGAGGAGCAGCAGUAAUGAGAAACCUCUAAUUAGGAGAAACUUAAAUCGGCUAAUAUGAAUAUCUAAGGAACUUAAUGAACACUGUAUGAAAUUCAAUAUUGUAAGGCCUGCUUUUGUAAUCCCAUCUCUGAGAGAUUGAAGAGUGCUGCACUGGUCAUGUUCCCCUUUUGGAUAUCAUGUGUUAAUUAUCUCAUUCUAGCAGGGCUGCUGUCCAGAAUCUGGCAAAUUACUGACUGAGUUAAUGACUAACUUCGUUAAGCGAAAGGCAGACUUGAACCUUUUUUGUUUUG
This is a messenger RNA of Eurypyga helias (sunbittern), 628 nucleotides long. Its product is annotated as rab GDP dissociation inhibitor beta-like. The transcript has 3 exons. Gene Ontology annotation, cellular component: cytoplasm. The record is from RefSeq and is a predicted model, not a curated record. Gene Ontology annotation, biological process: vesicle-mediated transport; protein transport; small GTPase-mediated signal transduction. Lineage: Eukaryota; Metazoa; Chordata; Aves; Eurypygiformes; Eurypygidae. The coding region runs from base 12 to 353 and encodes 113 amino acids. Gene Ontology annotation, molecular function: Rab GDP-dissociation inhibitor activity.